AUGACCAACUCCCACGGCUACGUCCUCGAAUACCCUCGCAUCCGAGUCGACCACUUCGACCAGGCCCCAGUCCCACUCCCCGCCUCUCUCCUCGCCCAUCGUCGUUCAGUAUCCAAAGGGACCCUCAACAGCCCCGCCCAAGAACAAGACAGCCUUCCCUUCGCCCCCAACCAAACCCAUUUCGACAAACCUCUCCUCUACCUCCUCACCCAUAUCCACACCGACCAUCUCAAAGGACUCGAUCGCCCCGGCAUCACCGCUCCCAUCUACUGCACUCAUGCCACCAAACAGCUUCUUCUCAAAUACGAACACCAGAAAACCCGAAUCGAGAAGGAUCGCGAUGGCACCCACACGAAACACAUCGGUGUUGUACGACCCUACGCCCACCUCCGUGUGUCCGAUACGCAUGCUAAUGCGAAAGCGAAACUGUCUGGAUAUCAAUCGACCAGUCUGGACCUGUUGCAGCCGCUACCGUAUAAUGUGCCAACAAAGGUGCAAUAUACACCAAAGGGCAGUGUCAUGUUGACGCUGAUAGAGAGCAAUCAUAUGAUGGGAGGAUGUAUGUUUUUGAUCCAGGGUAGUGAAGGGGCGGUGUUACAUACGGGUGAUAUGAGGGCUGAGCGAUGGUGGUGUGAUGCGUUGACUCGGAACCCGUACUUGUCGCCAUAUCUGUGUUGGAGUGGGAAACCUGGUGAAGAUGGUAAUGUUGGAGCCGACUAUUGGGCGGAUCACAUAGAAUCCUUUGGCAGCACCACCACCACCUCUUCUUUGCGCACUGAUGACAGUCAGUCGCAAACUCAGCUUGACUCUCAAUCGCAGUCUGACUCCUACCAGCACCAUUCGCACCCUCCAUCGGCGUCAAGCGGUGCUCCUAAGCAGCCAGAGCGGAAGUCGCAGCUCCGUCUACGCAACAUCUACCUCGACACCGAGCUUCUUCUUUGCCCCUCCCUCCCACCAUCCAAACAACAAGCGUGUCUCGACGUCAUCUCUCUCCUCCGUCUCUUUCCUCCCACGACCAUCUUCUUCCUCAACUGCUGGACGUGGGGUUACGAAGAUCUCCUCAUCUACGUCGCAAAAGCUUUCGGAUGCAAGAUCCACGUUGAUCGCUUCAAGUACAUCAUGUAUCGUGCUGCACGAUCCGAGGUUCCCUUCCUAGCUGACAUUGUUACGCAAGACGGGAGUAAAACGAGGUUUCACGCUUGUGAAAAGCGUAACACCUGCUCCGUUGUUUCUGGUCUUGCUUCGAGGUAUGCUGCCAAUGGGAUGCCGGAGUUGGCAAAAGAGGCAAUAGUCGCGCAUUCGCAGAUUGAUAGCUGUAGUGAUGAUGCGAGGAUGAGAUGGGGUCCAGUGCGGUCCCAGCCGGAACCGUUGUUGGUGUACGUGAACCCGGGUCAGAUCGGUGGGGAGAAAUGGGGGGUUCUGUUUGAAGAUACAAAGCAGAGAGUGGAAGCUGCAGGGAGAGGGGAGACUGCUUGGCCAGAAGCGCUGGUUGUGCCGAUCGAGAGACAUUCGACGCUGCCUGAGCUGCAGAUGUUUGUUGGGCUGUUUAGACCAAAGACUGUUUCGCCGAACACGAUCUUGGAUCCGAAGGGUGGGCUCGACUACUACCUCCUGCACCACCUAUUUGGACAUCUCCUUGCUGGUGCUGAAGACAGACGAAAGCUGGCAGACGAAGGACUGCUCAUGCUGGGUAACACGACAUGGAGCUUUUACGAAACUCAACUUGCCCGUGCGCGCGAGCAAGCACAAGCACGCCGUGCAAACGGUGCUGGCGUUGGAGACUCCACCGAAGCUAUCUGUGCCACCAGUGCAAGCCUCAAUGCCAAUGGAGGCCAGAGUUUCGGCGAGAGUCUGGACGCCUACCAACUCGAAAAGCUAUCAAAGCUACGCGGCAUCAGCUUCAAAGGACUGGUGAUGCAGAACAUGGCUGGCAACUUGGCCGCCAUGUUGGAAAUAGAGCGAUGGAGAAGAGCUGCUGGAAUCGAAGAAGAGCUGGAAGGAUCUGAAGAGGUUUUGGAAGAGACGCAACGGAGUGGUGAUGCAAGUGUGAAGAGUGUGGAUUAUGAUGCGGAUUGCAGUCAGGCCGAGACGCAGGCUGUUCGUCGGCGAAAUGAAACAGCUGCAGCUCGAGCGGAAAGCUCUCAUGGAGUUGCAACGCCUUCAUGGAGUGGCCAAUCUUCGCACGGGAAUGCAGAACAAAGCAUUGAAAGCGUCGCAGCAGCAGCACCGCAAGAACCGCAAGUGUCAGAAGCGGUAGAAGAUGACGAGGAAGAACAAGGGUCGACAGAGAUGUCAGAAGAUCUGGCAAGUCGAUAUCUCAACGUCCUUAUUCAUCACUUCAAUGUUCCUUUCAACCGCACUGACGGCUCGUAUGUCCAAAUGUGGAAGACGGUAAGGCGGAAGAUGUCGGAAAACGCUCAAAAGGUCGAAGAGCACUGGUUUAGGGAGACGGGUAUUUUGCCACCUUUGUGGGACUCGCAAGCCAUCACCACUGUCGUACAUCCGCCAGAGUCAGAGCCAGCAGCGAAUGGGGGAGAAGGCCGGACAGGCGAAGGCAGUGUCUUUGGGGACAUUCUUAUGUCAUUCAUAGACAUGCUACGUCCUAUACCUGCAGGGGAAGGGAAGGGUGAGAUGAUGGCGGUAUCGACAGAGCACGAUCGAACGGCUGCGCUGCAACUGAUUCUUCGACAUUUCGCUAGACUUGGGCUUCAGAAUCGGUUCAAUGCCGAAUCGUCAAGUGAAGGGCAUACACUGGCAGGGCAGAUUCAGGCGAGUUGUGUUGCUGACGCUACCGAGUGGAGUCACCUGGGUGCCGCUUUGACCGAUCUUACGAGGCACCUUGCUUCCACAUUGCAGCAAGUCUCAGUCACAGGCAGCGUCUCGGCUAGGAUGAACAAGGUUGAGGCAGAGAAUAUGAUACUCGCCUUGCAAGUAGCUGGCGUGAUCCUGUCCUAUCGACCCCUCAAUGCAGUCACUAAUCGCACUGCAGUUCAGAUGCUCCUCGAGAGGCUGAUUACGAUUGUCGAGGCUGCCUCAACGGAAAGAGGCGACAGAACACAGCGGAAGAUGGUUACGCUUGCAAGCGCUGUGCUUCGAGCCGAAGAGCUGGAGGAAGACGUAUUGACACCCUUCGAAAGUAGGCUACUCGCCCUGGUACAGGAUCCCAACGGCCCUUUGCGGAGGAUCGAAAGCUUCGUGGACACCGAGACCGGGCUGUCGGAAGGUGUUUCACAACCCGGACAAGAGGAAAAUCCACAACCUCAACCCGCGCGGCCCGCAGCCCAUCCUUCGCCCGGACAGGCAAGCGUCGAGGUGGUAGAAGAGAGCAUAGAUGCAGAAGCCGACGCAUCGAGCCUUCAGAUCCGUGCGCUGCGUGCGCCAUCCACAAUACCCGCAAAACCAUUACAGGUAUCAUCAUCGCCUCGCAUCGCGACUAUUGCUCCAAUCUCAAAUCUCUCAGAAGAGCCUCAGGAAGAAGACUCGAUUAUCGCGAGUCGAGUAGAUGAGGCAGACGACACGAUCGAGUCAGCAGCAGCAUUUCAACCAGAGGCUUCACAAGCUUCAUCGGCCACGCAGGAAGAAGAUUCGACGCAGUCAGAGGAAGCAUUCACACAAUCCCAAGUUGGAUCGUUGCCUCCGCCUACAACUCGAACCGUCGCGGCAGAGUUGAGGAGGAGGGAAGAUGGAAGGCGAUUGAUAGGGCGGACGUCUUCGUUGCCUACUUUCGGACGUGAUGCGGAGCAAACGCGGAAGCGAAAGCGAAAGAACGAAUCAACUCCGGUUGGUCAAGGAGCGGCCAAGACGAGGCACACGUAG
Messenger RNA from Ustilago hordei, 3816 nucleotides. RefSeq lists its product as uncharacterized. NCBI's taxonomy places the organism in Eukaryota, Fungi, Basidiomycota, Ustilaginomycetes, Ustilaginales, Ustilaginaceae. The coding region runs from base 1 to 3816 and encodes 1271 amino acids. Gene Ontology annotation, biological process: protection from non-homologous end joining at telomere; double-strand break repair via nonhomologous end joining; interstrand cross-link repair. The transcript has a single exon. Gene Ontology annotation, molecular function: damaged DNA binding; 5'-3' DNA exonuclease activity. The record is from RefSeq and is a predicted model, not a curated record.